Messenger RNA from Corylus avellana, 3021 nucleotides. It is a transcript of the gene REV, whose product is annotated as Homeobox-leucine zipper family protein / lipid-binding START domain-containing protein. Gene Ontology annotation, molecular function: lipid binding; DNA binding; DNA-binding transcription factor activity. The record is from RefSeq and is a predicted model, not a curated record. NCBI's taxonomy places the organism in Eukaryota, Viridiplantae, Streptophyta, Magnoliopsida, Fagales, Betulaceae.
UUUUGUUUUUGUUUUUGUUUUUCUUUAUAGGAGUUUGUUCUUACAGCUUCCACCAUCCAAUAGCUGAAGGCUUUUAUAAAGAUUCAGACCUCAUCUGUGUCUGUAUUAUACAUAUAUAGUCUUUUAACAUUUUGGCUUUCACCUUCGUCAACAAGCAGCACAAGUGUUCCCACUGCAAACCAAGACGGACUUUACUAAGCCAAAGAAUCUUUAGCCUCGAACUCCUAAAACCAAAACCAAAACCCACCAAGAAAUCAGCUCUCAAACGGGUUUUCUUUUUUCUUGAUUGGGGCUUGAGAGAAAAUGGCGAUGGUGGCUCAGCAGCACAGGGAGAGCAGCAGUGGGAGCAUCGGCAGGCACCUUGAUUCUGGGAAGUAUGUAAGGUACACGGCCGAACAGGUCGAGGCGCUCGAGCGGGUCUAUGCCGAGUGCCCCAAGCCCAGCUCUUUGCGCCGGCAGCAGUUGAUCCGGGAGUGCCCCAUUCUCUCCAACAUCGACCCCAAGCAGAUCAAAGUCUGGUUCCAGAAUCGCAGGUGCCGAGAGAAGCAGAGAAAAGAGGCUUCGCGGCUCCAGACUGUGAACAGGAAAUUGUCAGCGAUGAACAAGCUAUUGAUGGAGGAGAAUGAUCGGCUGCAGAAGCAGGUUUCGCAGCUUGUAUGCGAAAAUGGGUAUAUGCGGCAACAACUACAAACUGCGUCAGUGGCAACUACUGAUGCAAGCUGUGAUUCCGUGGCUACCACUCCUCAGCAUUCUCUGAGAGAUGCUAAUAACCCUGCUGGACUCCUCUCCAUUGCGGAGGAGACCUUGGCAGAGUUCCUCUCAAAGGCUACAGGAACUGCUGUUGAUUGGGUCCAGAUGCCUGGGAUGAAGCCUGGUCCGGAUUCGGUUGGGAUCUUUGCCAUUUCACAAAGUUGCAGUGGAGUGGCAGCUCGAGCCUGCGGUCUUGUGAGUUUAGAACCUACAAAGAUAGCAGAGAUCCUAAAAGAUCGUCCAUCAUGGUUCCGGGACUGUCGGAGCCUUGAGGUUUUCACCAUGUUUCCAGCUGGAAAUGGAGGAACAAUUGAACUUGUUUACACUCAGACGUAUGCUCCGACAACACUGGCUCCUGCACGUGAUUUUUGGACUUUAAGAUACACUACAAGUUUAGACAAUGGCAGUCUUGUGGUUUGUGAGAGAUCUCUGUCUGGUUCUGGUGCUGGCCCAAAUGCAGCAGCUGCUGCUCAAUUUGUGAGAGCUGAAAUGCUUCCUAGUGGCUAUCUGAUUCGGCCCUGUGAGGGUGGGGGGUCAAUAAUCCAUAUUGUUGACCACUUGAAUCUUGAGGCAUGGAGUGUGCCAGAAGUGCUGAGACCGCUUUAUGAAUCAUCAAAAGUGGUAGCCCAGAAAAUGACUAUUGCGGCACUGCGCUAUAUCAGGCAAAUAGCCCAGGAGACAAGUGGUGAGGUUGUAUAUGGUUUGGGCAGGCAGCCGGCUGUUCUGCGAACUUUUAGCCAAAGAUUGAACAGAGGCUUCAAUGAUGCUGUCAAUGGAUUCAAUGAUGAUGGCUGGUCAUUGAUGAACUGUGAUGGUGCUGAAGAUGUUAUUAUUGCUCUUAAUUCAACCAAAAACUUGAGCACCACUUCUAAUCCUGCUAAUUCCCUUGCAUUUGUUGGAGGAGUUCUCUGUGCAAAGGCUUCCAUGCUACUCCAAAAUGUCCCUCCUGCCGUGCUGGUUCGCUUCUUGAGGGAGCACCGCUCAGAGUGGGCAGAUUUCAAUGUUGAUGCCUAUUCUGCUGCAUCACUAAAAGCAGGCUCGUACGCUUAUCCAGGGAUGAGACCUACAAGGUUUACUGGGAGCCAAAUUAUCAUGCCUCUUGGCCACACAAUAGAACAUGAAGAGGUUCUUGAGGUUAUUCGACUUGAAGGCCAUUCUCUUCCUCAAGAAGAUGCUUUUGCAUCAAGGGACAUUCAUCUUUUGCAGAUAUGUAGUGGAAUUGAUGAGAAUGCUGUGGGAGCCUGUUCUGAACUUGUAUUUGCUCCGAUUGAUGAAAUGUUUCCAGAUGAUGCUCCAUUGCUGCCCUCUGGUUUCCGUAUUAUUCCAUUGGAUUCAAAAACAUGUGAUGCAAAGGAUUCCUUGACAACACAUCGCACCCUAGAUCUGACAUCCAGCCUUGAAGUGGGGCCAGCUACAAACAAUGCUGUGGGAGAUGCUCCAUCGAGUCAUAACUAUCGAUCAGUGUUGACUAUUGCUUUCCAGUUUCCAUUCGAUAGCAGCCUACAGGACAAUGUUGCUACCAUGGCACGCCAGUACGUCCGAAGUGUUAUUUCCUCUGUCCAGAGGGUUGCUAUGGCGAUAUCACCAGCAGGAUUGAGCCCAGCUGUGGGACCAAAGCUUUCUCCUGGCUCUCCAGAGGCUCUUACGCUUGCUCACUGGAUCUGCCAGAGCUAUAGUUACCAUUUAGGGGCAGAACUGCUGAGAUCUGAUUCUCUGGGUGGUGAUUCGGUCUUGAAACAUUUAUGGAGUCACCAGGAUGCCAUUUUGUGCUGUUCACUAAAGUCGCUGCCAGUUUUCGUCUUCGCAAACCAGGCAGGGCUCGACAUGUUGGAAACAACCCUAGUCGCGCUCCAGGACAUCACGCUCGACAAAAUCUUCGACGAGUCUGGUCGCAAGGCGUUGUGCGCCGACUUUGCCAAGCUAAUGCAACAGGGAUUCACUUACUUGCCGGGUGGAAUCUGCAUGUCAACAAUGGGGCGCCAUGUUUCAUACGAACAAGCAAUUGCAUGGAAAGUCCUUGCUGCGGACGAGAGCACUCUCCAUUGCCUUGCAUUUUCUUUCGUAAACUGGUCUUUCGUGUGAAGACUUUUAAUUAAGUUCAUCAUAUAUUCGUGGCCCUCUUCUUUUUUCCCAUUUGAAUAUGAAAUCCGGAAAAAAGAAAACCAAAAAAGAAGAAAAGAAAAAAAAAAAAGAAAAUGGAAGUUUUGUACUACUAUCUAAAUCCCUGCCUCAGGUUUGCAUUAAUAUUAAUUUAAUUCAAUUUUUAUUUAA